Molecule: messenger RNA, 2558 nt
Organism: Raphanus sativus (radish)
Lineage: Eukaryota; Viridiplantae; Streptophyta; Magnoliopsida; Brassicales; Brassicaceae
Product: ATP-dependent DNA helicase Q-like 4A
Biological process (GO): double-strand break repair via homologous recombination; DNA replication
Cellular component (GO): cytoplasm; chromosome; nucleus
Molecular function (GO): 3'-5' DNA helicase activity; four-way junction helicase activity; nucleic acid binding
Source: RefSeq, a predicted model, not a curated record
CAAAAUUCAAAAAUAAUUGAUUAUCCUUUUCAUUUUGGGGACAAACACAAAGAGAGGGAAACUAUCCCGCCAUUAAGCAUAAACUUCUACAGCCUUCCGGCAUCAUCAGACUCACUCGGUGGCGACUUUCUCGGUCGGAGUGAUACAGUGUCGGUGUAGAAGAAGCAAAUAACCCCCUCAAUUGAUUGUCAAAAUUGACGAAGUUGCGGUUGUCAAGGGAAAGAUAAAAAGUUUGGUGGAAGCAUCUGAAGCAUGUUAAAGACCCUAUGAUUAACUCAAAUCAAGUAAGUAGGAGUCAUCUCCCUGAAGUUCAGAAACCUAAAGGUCCUCAGACCAAUUGGUCAGAGCAUGCAAAGGUGCUCGAAGAUCCAUCGUCCAGGACUAAGCAUCUGACCUCCAGUUUCCUUUACGCUCUAGAAAGUCAAAAGCCUAGAAAAAGCAGAGAUAUGGCCGCAAGGUCAAUUGCGUUUCCUAGUGCGAAUGCGCAAACUUUGGCGCACCCGCAAAUUGCAAAGGCUUGGCGUGCUCUUUCAAGUCUCUCUAUAAAUAAGACUUACCUAAGACCUGGAAUUACUCCCCCGGUUGAUGAUGGUGGCACCAAUGUCUCAUAUUCUGCAAGAGAGAGAUCCACUGUGAAAGCUACAUGUAGCACUGAUGGUUCUUUUGUUUCGAACAAUCAACAAAAUCAAAGUCAAAUGGGUGUACCAGGAACUGGAAGAAACUUUCACAGCUUUCCUCCCCCUGUCCCUGGUGAUGGUAAAAUAUUUGCUGAAAGGUUUCCAAGGACAAAUGAUGAGGCCAGAGAACCAGAAACCAGUUACACGCAUUUAAAUGGUGUGGAGAAACAAUUCAAGAAUUCUGCAUUCGCAGCUGAUCAGUUGGGAUCUGGAGAAGCAUGUCUUGAUGAGAUUAUUGAUGAUGACAUACUUCAGAGUAUUGAUGUCGACCAAAUUAUGAUGGAACACUACCAAUCAACAGGUACUCCUCCUCCGCCAUCCGUAUCUAGUUUGCCAUCGAGAACCCCACCUGUGGAUAAAAAUGCUCCCAGAAGAGAAGAAGAGAGUUGUCUGCCUCCUGAAUUAUGUUCUAACUGCAGUCAUGGAAUAAAGCUAGGGCUUUGUCCAGAAACUUCGACCCAUUUGGAACAAAUGAAGAACGUGUUGAUUGCAAUAUCAAAUGAACUCCUUGACGAUGAUACCGAUCUGAGUCCUGAUCGUGUUCAAGAGCUUCGUCAAGAGAGGUUACUGCUGAAGAAGCAAAUUCAGCAGCUCGAGGACCAUAUUCGAGAUAAAGAUAGGCAAAAGUCACAGUUUUUGUCAUCUACAGCUACUCGUGCUUCACAGUAUGAAACACCUAAGUCAACAAAUCUAAGAUUUGAUCAUCCACAAACUGAUUCUCGAGCACACUUUAAUGAGCAAGGAAGAUAUGCAUCUGAUAGCUGGAACAUGCCACAAGACUCUUCAUAUUCUGUAGAUAGGUAUGGUCUUUCAUCUGCUCCUGUAGAGAGAGAACAAUACGUUCCAAGGAUUAUCGAGGUGACGUACACUGAAGGUUCCAACGACCAAAAGUGGAGCAGUCGUGAUUUCCAUUGGACGAGAAAAUUAGAGGUCAGUAACAAAAAAGUGUUUGGAAAUCACUCGUUUCGACCUAACCAGAGAGAAAUCAUCAACGCAACAAUGAGUGGCUCUGAUGUAUUUGUGUUGAUGCCAACUGGAGGAGGCAAGAGUUUGACGUAUCAGCUCCCUGCUCUGAUCUGUCAAGGAAUAACAUUAGUCAUUUCUCCACUUGUCUCACUUAUUCAAGACCAGAUAAUGAACCUAUUGCAGGCAAAUAUACCCGCUGCUUCCCUAAGUGCCGGCAUGGAAUGGUCCGAACAACUGAAGAUCUUUCAGGAGCUUAGUUCCGAGCAUUCUAAGUACAAAUUACUAUACGUCACACCCGAAAAAGUGGCACAAAGCGAUUCUCUUUUGAGGCAUCUAGACAACUUAAACUCUCGUGGUUUGCUUGCUCGAUUUGUUAUUGAUGAAGCUCAUUGUGUGAGCCAAUGGGGGCAUGACUUUCGACCAGACUACCAGAGUCUUGGUAUUCUGAAGCAGAAGUUUCCCAACAUUCCCGUGUUAGCUUUAACAGCUACCGCAACAGCCAGUGUGAAAGAAGACGUUGUACAAGCCCUUGGCCUUGUUAACUGUGUUGUGUUCCGGCAAAGUUUUAAUCGCCCAAAUCUAUGGUAUUCUGUUGUUCCCAAGACGAAAAAGUGUCUGGAAGAUAUUGACAAAUUCAUCAGGGAAAACCAUUUUGACGAAUGUGGAAUUAUAUAUUGUCUUUCAAGAAAUGACUGCGAGAAAGUUGCUCAAAAGUUACAGGAGUUCGGUCAUAAAGCAGCAUUCUACCAUGGCAGUAUAGAGCCUACUCAACGUGCUUUAGUACAGAAACAAUGGAGCAAGGACGAAGUCAAUAUAAUAUGUGCUACCGUUGCCUUCGGAAUGGGAAUCAACAAGCCUGAUGUCCGCUUUGUUAUUCAUCACUCGCUCCCUAAGUCUAUAGAAGGCUAUCAUCAG